UAACUUGAUUCAUGUGUCCCAGUCAGAGGCAAUAAAAGCACCCAUAGUGUCAGUCUCAAGCAUUCAGUCAUGAUGGCGUUCUUCUGGCAAGGUACUCUGCUCUUGAGCUUGGUAGCUGCCGUUUCAGUUUAUGCAGACAUGAAACUGGACUGUGGGCCUGACUUUGUGACGCUGGUGUGGACAGAGACCAGAUCCCAGGCGGACAUGUCACUCUUCCGUCUUGGCUCCUGUUUUCCCACUAGCUUCACAGCCAGGGAGGCUGUUUUCAGUGUGGACCUCAAUGAUUGUAACUUCAGGAAAAUGGUCACUGGGGAUCAGCUGAUUUACACCAAUGAUCUGACCUACAUUUCUUCUCCUGAUUCUCGCAUCUCCCCCUUCAAUCACCCAGUUCUCUGUGCAUAUGAGAGGCCAAAAGACUGGUACCCACUCAUCUAUGAUCCUGUGUUUAAUACAUAUGGCCAAGGAGAUCUAGUGUUCCACACUGGAAUUAUGAAUGAUGACUUCUCAGGCCCUGCUGAAUCUACUAGUUUUCCACUAGGCGCCUUUAUCCCAAUCAUGGCCAGUGUUGAGCAGAGGACCCAUCAGCCCUUGCUGCUGCUUCUUGAGGAAUGUGUAGCUGCUGCCACACCAGAGCUGCAACCUGAAACCCAAUUAUACCAAAUAAUCACAAAUAAGGGAUGUCUUGUGGACAGUAAGACAUCCAACUCAAAAUUUCAACCAAGGCAAAAAUCAUCCGAGAUCCACCUAUCUCUUCAAGCCUUUAGGUUUUCUCUUGGAAAAGAGGUGUUUAUCCACUGCAAACUUGUGGCUUGGGAUCCCAUUGGUCUUGACAACACAAAGAAGGCCUGCCACUAUGUCAAAGAUCAUGGUUGGGAGCUUCUGGAUAACCCUGCAUAUAGCAAUCUAUGUGACUGCUGUGAGACAACCUGCAAGUCCAGGAGGAUGAGGAGUACAGCAUCAGGGAAAGUCAGGAUGGUACAAAAAUCAGUCCUUGGGCCACUUAUUAUCACUAAUGGAAAUUCCUGAAGCAUCAAAAAAAUGGCUCCAUUUUUAUGGACUGGCUCCUUCAAUCUGAAUUGGGUUUUAUUCUUGGUUUUGCAAGCUUCUAAAAGCUUGGUGCCUGUUUUGGACUUCAGAUCUGUGGCCAUUAAAGAUGAAUCCAAACCAUGUAA
Messenger RNA from Xiphias gladius (swordfish), 1172 nucleotides. RefSeq lists its product as uncharacterized. Gene Ontology annotation, molecular function: acrosin binding. Gene Ontology annotation, cellular component: extracellular matrix. Gene Ontology annotation, biological process: positive regulation of acrosome reaction; binding of sperm to zona pellucida; egg coat formation. The record is from RefSeq and is a predicted model, not a curated record. The transcript is spliced from 10 exons. The coding region runs from base 70 to 1026 and encodes 318 amino acids. Lineage: Eukaryota; Metazoa; Chordata; Actinopteri; Istiophoriformes; Xiphiidae.